Messenger RNA from Symbiodinium natans, 1212 nucleotides. The record is from the annotation of a GenBank genome assembly. Lineage: Eukaryota; Dinophyceae; Suessiales; Symbiodiniaceae.
AUGUUGCGUAUUCAGAUGAUGACGACUGGGGAAGAGGUGGCUUGCCUGGAGCCGGAGGAGUUGCUGAGUAUUGCCGGCGACACUGCUACGGGCCACGUGCGCGCCCUAAAGCUCCAUCUCCAAAAGCUCUGUGGGCAGAACCGGUUUCGACAACGGCUCCUGCAAGAAGACGGGCAGAUUUUGCCCGAAGAGGCGGUUCUGGAAGCACCUUGCCUAUUGCACCUGGUAAUUCUGGACUUUGCCGAGACCUCUGGCGAUGAUAUUGACAGGCUGCUCCACGCAGUGGAAGCAGAAGACACAACACAGCUAGACACCAUCUUGCAGCGACCCCAAGAUCCAAACCGAACGGCGCAACACAACAUGACAGCUUUGCACGUUGCAGCUAGGUCUGGCAGGCAAGUCGCCACAAGGCUGCUGCUGGAAGCUGGUGCAGGAAAGGACCAAGGUGACGAUUUUGGAGGCACGCCACUGUUCUUGGCAGCUUCGGGCGGCCACUUGGAAGUUGCUCAUUUGUUGCUAGAGUUUGGUGCGGACAAGGACCUGGCCGGAGGAGAAGAUGGAGCCACGCCACUUUCCAUCGCAUCUGAGGGUGGCCACCUGGAAGUGGCACGUUUGUUGCUGGAGUUUGGUGCGGACAAGGACCUGGCUGAUUCAGACGGAGCCACGCCACUCUUCUUCGCUGCUCAGAACGGCCAUUUGAAAGUGGCACGUCUGUUGCUGGAGUUUGGUGCGGACCUGGCCGCCGCAAAUGGAGACACGCCACUUUCAAUCGCAGCUUGCAACGGCCACCUGGAAGUGGCACGUUUGUUGCUGGAGUUUGGUGCGGACAAGGACCUGGCCGACGCGAGUGGAGCCACGCCACUUUCCAUGGCAGCUUACAACGGCCACUUGGAAGUGGCACGUUUGUUGUUGGAGUUUGGUGCCGGCAAGGACCUGCCGAUUUCAGAUGGAGCCACGCCACUGUACAUCGCCGCUGAGAUCGGCCACUUGGAAGUCGCACGAUUGUUGCUGGAGUUUGGCGCAGACAAGGACCUGGUCUUCGCAAAUGGAGCCACGCCACUUUUCAUCGCCGCUGAGAACGGCCACUUGCAAGUUGUACGUUUGUUGCUGGAGUUCAGUGCAGACACGGACCUGGCGACUUCUGAUGGGGCCACGCCACUUUUCAUCGCAACUCGGAACGGCCACAUGGAAGUGGCUCGCUUGUUGCGAUGA